AUGUUACAGCCCGACGAUGUCAAGACAGAUCACUAUGCCGCCUUGGGCGUCUCCAAGGAAACCGACCUAACCAAGAUUCGUGGAGCCUAUCGAAAGCUCGCCUUAAAUCUCCACCCCGACAAGAUCAAGGAUGAAUCACAACGCGAAUCCGCGCGAGAAGAAUGGCAUCGCGUUCAGAAAGCAUACGAGAUUCUCUCCGACGAUAAAGACCGAUCCGCUUAUGAUAAUGGACGAGCCAAAGCACCGACGAACCGAUUCCUCAUAUGCCUCGCCACGAGGAGUGGCAGUGCCUCGGCCCGUGAAAUGCGAAAUGGUCAUAUUGUCGAAGAGCGUGUCCCAAUGGAGAGCUACUUCGAUGAAGCGAUGCGAUUCACCGACGAGCCCAACCCAAUGGGUCGCAAGAACGAUGAUUUCGGCCGUCGAACGAAACCAAAGCCAACUGAUGAUAGGAAGAAGGCUCGCGUGCCAACGAGCAGUCAGCGCGCGGCUAAGGACCUUCGCGAAUCGACCAAGGCAUCGAAUGCCGACCGGGCCAAGAAGCUCGAUCGAGAGCGUCGCCGCGACGUUUCCGCCAAGUAUGAAGAGAAAUUUGAUUCCUACUCCCCGAGGAUAGUAGAUUCGGAAAGUGAGUAUGAAUCUAGUGGCCCUGAAAUCUAUCUACGGACCAGGGAACCCUCUUCCUCGCGACGAACGAGGGAGUCAAUUCCUCGGGAGUCACGAUCGCGCCCGACAAGGCCGGCCCCCCGUCGCCGCGAUACCUAUUAUGAGGAUGAGGAUUAUUCCGAGGAUGCCUGGCAAAGUAAGGUGUACGGUGCCCAGGAGCAUAUUCAACGUUCGAAGCAUGAACAAGAUGCUCGACCAAGGUCGUCUCGAUCCCCACCGCGACGCCGUGGUUACGACUCGGGGGAACCAGAAACAUCUGCCUCGCGGCGCGCGGCUCGGUCCUCUCGGUCAACCAGGGAUCGCGAGCGUUCCUCAUCUCGCAACAAUUCAUAUGACAAAUUAGACUCCCGCAGUGGAGAUUAUUUCAAACCACCAAAGAUGCCCUCCGCGACCACUUCGCCUAACGUGAAGUCGUCAAUGAGACCUUCGCUGUUCACCCGUGCAACCACUGCGACCGCCACUGCUUUUACCCGACCCAAGCGGGAAAGCUCCAGCCGCAAUGAUUCCAGUCUCGACCAAAUGGUCCGUGAACAGGUUCCCCCGUCGCGAUCUUCGAAGCUGCGCAACAAUGAUUCCGGUUACUCCAGUUCCAGCACCCCGGAGAUGCCCCAGCACAGUCAUUCGCCCAAGGUGACCGCUCGCUAUACAAUCGAUCCCGAAACAAUCACCAUCGAGCCUUCGAAGUCGAAGUAUCGUAUGGCAUCGCCCGAUCGGGAUCGUCCUACCCGCACCAUGCCCCCGCGUGCCAACACCUUUGCCGAGCCAUCCCGCAUCGAGAUCCGCUCCGUGAAGCCCUCCGUGAAGCCCUCCCGAACCUAUACCGAUGUCGAAUACACUCGACCCGUGGGACGCAGCGAUAUUAAAUACGCCAAGGAUAUUCGCCCUGGCGAUGCGAGCUACUCGCCCAGUCGCUCUCAGAAGAUCCCAUCUUCUUACUACAACGAACGUCAUCCUCCUCCAAGCAGACGCCAGUCUACCGCCGCAUAA
Penicillium cosmopolitanum is the source of this 1650-nucleotide messenger RNA. RefSeq names its product J domain-containing protein. The record is from RefSeq and is a predicted model, not a curated record. Gene Ontology annotation, cellular component: cytoplasm. Bases 1 to 1650 code for a protein of 549 amino acids. Gene Ontology annotation, biological process: protein refolding. The transcript has 2 exons. Lineage: Eukaryota; Fungi; Ascomycota; Eurotiomycetes; Eurotiales; Aspergillaceae.